CUCGUACGGAGAUUUGUAUGUUUAUGAUAACAAUUUCAAUAGUAACAAGCGAACUCUUGGUCCAGUCUCAAGUUAUUUUUCAAUCAUUUUCACUUCACUCUGCAGACAUAAAUGAAGAGCCAGUUUGAAAAGUGGAGUUAAAGCUGCGUUUCUUUGGAGGCAUUAAUAAGUUUGCUAGUUCUAACUAGCUGGUGGUCAAGUUUCUCAACCUACUAUUGUUGUAGUAUAGUGUAGUGUAGUCUGAGAGAGGUUCUUGUGUGUGUGCUAUACUGUAAAUGCUCUGCUAUGUCAUGAUAUUGUUAUAAUAUUGUUGACACUGAAGUGUUUUCAAGUCAUGCACUAUUGCCAUUGACUCUGAGAAUAUAAGCCACUACAAACUUGGUUGUUUGUCAAGCUAAAAUUUUAAAAAAUGCUCAAAACUGAACUCUUUACAAAGCCAUCUGCGUAAAAUUUCGUCAUGGAUACUGAUCAUUGGCUUACAUCCAAAGUUGAUGCUGAGGAACCUAUUAGAGCCUAUGGAGCUACAGCCUCCAAUGCGUCUCCCACUGGAAAAAUACGAAAUCAGGAAGAUGUGGACAUUCAGCUGUAUGAUUUUAAAGGUGUGAACUUCAAGGAUCCUUUAAUACCUCAGAGCCAUUCAGUUCCUAUCAAUGAAGAAAGAAAACCAGCUCAGCGGCCGACUUCCUUGCUGAGUAGUCAGUCUAGUGAUCACCACAGUGUUGCAUACUCGGAUACGUCCUUCAAUCAACAUGACAGCUGGUUGAGGCAUCCCAAGGUGAGAGAGAAUUGGAAAAUUGUUCUGGCAUCUGCUUUUUUGUCAGUACUGGGAAUAGCUCUGGUUUUGAGUGGGAUCAUACUGGCGUUCACCCCUGCUCGAGGCUGGCAUUGUUUGAUCUUUUGCUUCAUUGGUCUCCUGUGUGUGAUACCAGGAGGUUACCACUUUGUGUACAUUUACUGUGCAGCCUUGGGCCGUCCUGGCUACCAGUUUGAAAACCUGCCAGUGUUACGCUGAGUCUGUGAUCUUCACACUCCCUCUGUGGCCUUGCCGAAGGGACAAUUCGUUGAUGGAGGGCAUUGAUCCUUCCUCCUUUCAUUUGAACAACGCGCCAUUGAUUGAAGGAGCUGUCCUGAUUUAAUUCAAUCGCCCUUCACCGUUCGAAAAGGGUUUGAGAUGGGGAAACAUUUCUGUCUUAUCACAGACUUUCACACUGACCAUCACCACUUUCUUCAUAAAUACAUUCCUUGAUUUUGUGAACUAAUGUGUCCAUGCAGCAAAAAUGAAUGUAUACAUGCUGUCAAAGUGAAUGUGUACAUGCAGGCAAAGUGAUAUAACUCAAACUUUAAGCCUUGUCAGUUAAGACAAGUUCUACUUUUUUCUUUCUGAACAAGUGUUCCCAUCCUUCAUUUUUUUCUUUGUUUACAGAGCUGUCGAAUCAUUAAAAUAUUUAUGGGUUUCUCUUUGACAAAAACAAAGUUUUAAAACAAAUAAAUCAUACUUAAGCACUGUUUGCACCUAAAUGUGAAGUAUUAAACUUGUACUUAAAUGAUGCGGUUAAUGUGAUUGAGGCACCAAUGGAAUUUCAUAAUCAGCUACCCAUGUUAAUUCAUGUUAGCUUCUGCAAUGCUUGGAAUUGAAUUUUCUUUAAUUGCCUAUCUGUGUGCUUUGUUACAUUAAGAAAAAAGAAAUGUCACAUAAGUGUUAGCCCACCACUUGCUACUGUAGAAGACAAGUUAGUGUACAGUAAGAAGAAGUUGUAUAGAUGAUGUCUAAAAUGUCAUCAAGAAUCGCCCUGGUCAUUUCAUAAUGGCUCUCAUCUCAUUUCCUGAAAGAAAUUCAGAAUGUGCAAAAAUAGAACUUUAAGUUUCUGAUGCACAGCAUUUUUGACAUUACCAAAGUCUCAUUCUGUAUUUACCGGUGGUUUUGUUUUGGAAACUAUUGGUUUUAGUUUUCUCGAAAUGAUUUACACUUCAGUGCAUUAUGUGCUAAGAGAGGUCUGAAAUAGAGAAGAAGGUUAAGUUGAAGUGUAGAGAAGGUAGUGAAUGAAGAAAAUUGAUUCGUCCACUAAUGCAGCUACAAGAACCUAAAA
This is a messenger RNA of Aplysia californica (California sea hare), 2087 nucleotides long. RefSeq names its product transmembrane protein 134. The transcript is spliced from 7 exons. The record is from RefSeq and is a predicted model, not a curated record. Lineage: Eukaryota; Metazoa; Mollusca; Gastropoda; Aplysiida; Aplysiidae. Bases 458 to 1012 code for a protein of 184 amino acids.